UGUCAAUGCCACUUUUGAUUUCAUUUGACACUUCACAAGCUUAACUGACUUCACCCUAUAUUACUUGCUCUGUGACUUCACCUUGGACCUCACUGAAUUGAAGAAUGAAGUUAGUUAUAUAGUUCGGAAUGUUGUCAUCAAUACGGUUAUUAAAUCGCACAUGUGCCUGUCUGCGGUUUCAAAAGCGUUCAAUCGAACUGAAGCCAAACUCAGAAAGUCCAUUGCGACGCCUGCUUCGCGAUGCAAGUGCAUUUGGUGAAGCAGACCCCACAAAAGCGCCAGAGGGCGAGUUGCUAUGGGCAACACAGCCCUACGCGACAGGCGUCCAAGAGUCUCUCCCUCACCAGGUCGACCCUACGGAGACUACGGUGUUACUGUUCCCUGGUCAGGGCUCGCAGCGCGUUGGCAUGGGAAAGUGCCUCGACAAUGUGCCCUCUGCUAAGGAACUAUAUGAACUAGCUUCUAGUGUGGUUGGUUGGGAUGUGGCGCGAGUUUGCCGCGAAGGCCCCGAGGAGGAGCUGCAGAGGCGCUGCCAGACCGCCGUGCUGGUGACGUCGCUGGGCGCGCUGGAGCUGGCGCGCGACACGCGGCCAGGCGCUCUCGAGCGCGUGCGAGCGGUCGCCGGCUUCUCGCUCGGCGAAAUCACUGCCAUGGUUUACGCGGGAGCCUUGCAGUUGGAACAGGCCCUGCGCCUCGUCGAGGUGCGGGCGGCGGCCAUGGAGGCGGCGGCGCGCGAGCGGCCGGGCGGCAUGCUGACGGUGUGGCUGGCGCCGGACGCCGCGCUGGGCGCGCUGCUGCACGCGGCGCGCGCUGCCGCGGGCCCGGACAGUGUGUGCCAGGUCGCCAACUACCUCUACCCCGGCUGCAAGGUGCUCGCCGGCGAUGAAGAGGCGCUGCGGUACGUGGAGCGCGAGGGGCGGCGGCUCGGCGUGCGGCGCAGCGCCCGCGUGCGCGUGGCCGGCGCCUUCCACACGCCGCUCAUGGCGCGCGCCGAGCUGGCCGUGCGCGAGGCGCUGCGGGCCGUGCACGUGGCGGCGCCGCGCGUGCCGCUCGUGUCCUGCGUGGACGCGCGUGCCGUCAGCUCGGCGGCCGGCGCGCGCCGCCGCCUGGCGCGCCUCACCGCCGCGCCCGUGCGCUGGGAGCAGGUGCUGCACGCGCUGUACGCGCGCCCGCGCGACACGCCGCAGCCGCUCACGCUGGCGCUCGGCCCGGGCGCCGCGCUGCGCGCCACGCUCAAGCUGGUCAACGCGCGCGCCUGGGACGCCUCGCUGCACGUCGACGUCUAG
Messenger RNA from Colias croceus (clouded yellow), 1286 nucleotides. RefSeq names its product probable malonyl-CoA-acyl carrier protein transacylase, mitochondrial (gene beg). The coding region runs from base 129 to 1286 and encodes 385 amino acids. The record is from RefSeq and is a predicted model, not a curated record. Gene Ontology annotation, molecular function: transferase activity. The transcript is spliced from 5 exons. Lineage: Eukaryota; Metazoa; Arthropoda; Insecta; Lepidoptera; Pieridae.